UCCCCUCGGACGUCCGGCAACGCGGUGCAGGCGGGCGGCGUGCAGGAAGAGGAGCACAGCGGCGAGGCCAUGCACGCCGUGGCCACACCGGCGCCCAACGCGUCCUGGGGGGCGUUCGUCAACGCGUCGGGCUGCCCAGGCUGCGGCGCCAACCGCUCGGCCGGCCCGGGCCCCGCGCCGCUGCUCCUGGACGCCUGGCUGGUGCCCCUGUUCUUCGCUACGCUGAUGUUGCUCGGGCUGGCCGGGAAUUCACUGGUCAUCUUUGUCAUCUGCCGCCACAAGCAGAUGCGGACGGUGAGCAACUUCUACAUCGCCAACCUGGCGGCCACCGACGUGAUCUUCCUGGUGUGCUGCGUCCCCUUCACGGCCCUCCUGUACCCGCUGCCCACCUGGGUGCUGGGCGACUUCAUGUGCAAAUUCGUCAACUACAUCCAGCAGGUCUCUGUGCAGGCCACGUGCGCCACCCUGACGGCCAUGAGCGUGGACCGCUGGUAUGUGACCGUGUUCCCGCUGCGCGCCCUGCACCGCCGCACGCUGCGCCUGGCGCUGGCCAUCAGCCUGGGCAUCUGGGUGGGCGGCAUCUUCAUCCUGGCCCGUGGCUUAGGCUCGGCGGCCCUGUCUGCCCCGGUGCUCGCCCUGCACCGCCUCUCCCCGGGGCCGCGGACCUACUGCAGCGAGGCCUUCCCCAGCCACGCCCUGGAGCGCGCCUUCGCGGUCUACAACCUGCUCGCGCUCUACCUGCUACCGCUCGCUGCCACCUGCGCCUGCUACGGGGCCAUGCUCCGCCACCUCGGCCGCGCCGCCGUGCGCCCUGCGCCCACCGACGGCACCUUCCAGGAGCGGCUGCUGGCCCAGCGUGCGGGUGCCGUGCGUGCCAAGGUGUCCCGGCUGGUGGCAGCCGUGGUCCUGCUCUUCGCCACCUGCUGGGGACCCAUCCAGCUGUUCCUGGUGCUGCAGGCCCUGGGCCCGGCCGGCGCGUGGCACCCGCGCAGUUACGCAGCAUAUGCGCUCAAGACCUGGGCGCACUGCAUGUCCUACAGCAACUCGGCGCUGAACCCGCUGCUCUAUGCCUUCCUGAGCUCCCGCUUUCGCCAGGCCUUCCGCCGCGUGUGCGCGUGCGCCCCAGGACGCCAGCGUCGGCCCCGUGGGCCUGCGCCCUCCGACCCCGGCGCCCCCAACGCGGAGCUGCGCCGCCUGUGCGCCCACCCGGCCCUACCAAGUCUUUGAGGCCCGGGAGCGGCGCCAGGCCCGCGCGGGUUGUGCGUCCUAGGGAAGCUCGCUGCUCCUCUCCAAGCAGGCUCUGGGAAGCCUCCUGUGCCCCUGAG
Chinchilla lanigera (long-tailed chinchilla) is the source of this 1325-nucleotide messenger RNA. RefSeq names its product KISS1 receptor (gene Kiss1r). Gene Ontology annotation, biological process: neuropeptide signaling pathway. The transcript is spliced from 5 exons. Gene Ontology annotation, molecular function: G protein-coupled peptide receptor activity. The coding region runs from base 70 to 1227 and encodes 385 amino acids. The record is from RefSeq and is a predicted model, not a curated record. NCBI's taxonomy places the organism in Eukaryota, Metazoa, Chordata, Mammalia, Rodentia, Chinchillidae. Gene Ontology annotation, cellular component: membrane.